AGGAGUGGAAAUGAAGGACCUGGAGAGGCUUUUUGAAGCGUACGGGAUCAAGCUGGAGCUGCUGAGGGACCUCUCGGACGCCAUCCUGAGGGACGGGCUCCUGCGGCUCCGGGAUGGCUCCAGGACCAGCCAAACUUCCAUGGAAAACCAGGCGGCCGUGCCCGUCACCGAUCCGCCGGGGUCCGACACUUCCCGCGGUGUCCCGGCCGGCACCGAGGGGACGGGAGAGGGACAGAGCCUGGAGCUGGAGGCUCCGGAGGUGCCGCUGUCUGGAGGAUUCCCUGAGAGUUUGGCUGUGCCCCCGCCACAUCCAGGAGAUCUGCAGGAAAACCAUUCCCCGGAUCUCCUGGAAGGACAAGCCCAGCAGGACACCAGCCAGGUACGUUUUCCCAAGGAUUUCAGACCAGGGAUGGACUGGGAUGCAAAUCCUAAUCCUGGGAUUGUCUUCUCCAUAUCCCUGGAGAACACCAGAGCUCCUGGGACGGGCAGGAGGCUGAUGGCAGCGACAGGAAUCCCUGGGGAAAUGUUUUGUUGGUUAAUUCCACAAUUUCGGGGGCCAAACCGGGAUAAUCCCGGAGAACCAGGAAUCGGGUUCAGAGGUCCCAUUGGCCAGGCUGGCCCACCUGGAUUUAAGGGUGAGCCAGGCGCCCCGGGACCUCCAGGAGCUCAGGGCAUCCAAGGAAUUCGCGGCAACGCCGGCAUUCCCGGAUCCCGGGGGGACAGAGGGGCUCCGGGCGUGCCCGGAAUUCCGGGACAGAAGGGAGAAGUUGGCGUUGGAGCAGCUGGUCCAAGAGGUCCCCAUGGAUUCCCUGGCCCUCGGGGUGACGAGGGCAUCGUGGGAAUGCGGGGUCCCCCUGGAAUGAUGGGUGAAUCCGUGACGAGUUUUGGACCCCAGGGCUACAAAGGCACCAAAGGAGAUCCCGGUGAGCAGGGACCGCCAGGUUUUGAUGGAGACAAAGGCGAGAAGGGAGAGGACGGACCCGUAGGAGAAAAGGGAAUCAAAGGAGAAGCUGGAUCCAAGGGAAUGAUGGGACUUUUCGGGAGCAGAGGACCCGUGGGACGGAAGGGGGAGCCAGGAGAACCGAGCUCGCCGGGAUCUCCCGGCGCAGCAGGACAGGAUGGGAAGAACGGGAUCAAGGGAGCCAAAGGUGACAGAGGCCUCCAGGGGCAGAAGGGGAAACCGGGAGGGAAAGGUGACCCCGGGACCACUGGUGACACCGGGCAGAAAGGGACAAAGGGCUCGCGAGGCCUUCCAGGCCGGAUCGGCGCUCCCGGAGCCAAAGGUGCCACGGGAGAAGUUGGCAGUCCUGGAAAACCAGGAAUUCCAGGAUCGAAUGGACAGCGUGGACCAAAGGGCGAGCCAGGAGCCUCGGGGAACGACGGCGCCUCGGGAAUUCCUGGGGAGAAAGGAGAAAAGGGAGCCAAGGGAGUUCCUGGAGUGGCAGGAUUCAAGGGACAAGCGGGAUGGCCUGGGAAGCCUGGAGGGGCCGGAGCAGCUGGACCUCGAGGGCCACAGGGUGAGCCAGGCCCACAGGGUCCACCAGGGAGAAGAGGGAGAUCCCAGCUCUGCCUCCAGGGACCGCCGGGCAUGGACGGGCCGAAAGGAGAAGCGGGGGAAAAUGGUCCUGCCGGGCAGAAAGGAGCCAAGGGCGAUCCGGGCCUUUCCCGUGUGGAUUGA
Lonchura striata (white-rumped munia) is the source of this 1678-nucleotide messenger RNA. The record is from RefSeq and is a predicted model, not a curated record. NCBI's taxonomy places the organism in Eukaryota, Metazoa, Chordata, Aves, Passeriformes, Estrildidae.